AGUGCCCCGGUCUGGAUCUGACCGAGUUCUUUUGUCCGAAAUAUUGCGUUGCGUUGUUUGUUCACUUUAAUUUGAGGUUUUUAAAGUGCUUUCGACGGAAGGAAAAUCGAGAUUGUGCAUAUACGAUCAAAUUUAUGCACAGCAUACAUAGAUGACAAUGUCGACUCUAAAGUUUUUAGUUCUUGUGACACUGAUUUCAUGCAGCGGCGCCAAUGAAGAUCCUCUGGUAGUAAAAAUUGGAGCCAUUUUCUUCGACACGGAAAUGAAGUUGGCCGAAGCCUUUACUGUGGCAGUGGAGGAAGUGAAUGCCAUAAAUCCUGAUCUGAGAUUGGAACCAAUCAAGCGCUAUCUGAGUGUUGACGAUAGCAUUGUGCUGCAAGACCUGUCUUGUGACUUGAUUGGAAAUGGGGUGGCCGCUAUUUUUGGACCAAGUUCAAAGACGAACAGCGAUAUAGUCCAAGUUCUGUGUAAUAUGACGGGUAUACCGCAUCUGCAGUUCGAUUGGCAACCCCAACUGUCGGCCAGAGAACGUGUCAACCACCAGCUUACUGUGAAUGUCGCGCCAAUGGAACUAUUACUUUCCUCAGCUUUUUCUGAUAUUUUGGGUAGCAAGAGCUUCGACUGGAAGUCCUUUACCAUUGCCUACGAGAAAAAUGCUCACCUCAAUCGUCUGCAGCACAUCCUAGCAUGGAAACAACUCCAUAAAACAGGAAUCAAGAUGCAGGAAUUUGAGCGGGGAGGGGACUAUCGAGUUCUCUGGAAGCGCAUAAACAACGCUCGUGAGAAAUUUGUUGUGCUUGACUGUCCGUCCGACAUUUUAGUGGACGUUAUCAACGCCUCGAUUGGGUUUAACAUGACUGGGUCAUUUAAUCAUCUAUUUUUAACGGAUCUGGAUACCCACGUGAGCGGCAUCGAUCGUUUCUAUUCUAGGGAAUUUACUGUGUCUGUGGCGGCUGUAAGGUUACGAUCCUAUAUUCCCCCGCCAGUUCACGAUGAAAUUGAUGUAUUUGACAACGAGGUCGACACCAGGUUUGAUUCACUUGGAACUCAGCUUGUAUAUGACUCGGUUGUUCUGUACUAUAACGCUCUUUUGGUAAUAAGCCAGCGUCCAGGGUUCUACGUUCCUCAGUUUAGCUGUGGGCGUGGCUUUUGGCAGCCAGGACCGCGUUUGGUAGACCAAAUGAAAAAUAUUUCUCCAAAGCAAGUCAAGCCUCCCUUCAAAACCCAAAGACUACAAAUAAAUACUGAUGGUCAGCGCGAAGAUUUCAAUCUUGAAGUUUUCAAUCCCCUCAUCGAUCGCGUUACUCAUAUAUGGAACAAAGAUUAUCAACUCGUGGACUAUGAACAAUUAAGGGAGAAUUCGACUCAGGCCGUUAAACAGAGACGUAUGGAAAACAAAGAGGACUUCUCCCAAAAGCCAGUUCGGUAUACAGUGGCAACUCGGGUGGGCAAACCCUACUUUAGUUGGCGUGAGGAACCCGAAGGAGUUCACUUCGAGGGAAAUGAACGUUUUGAAGGCUAUGCCGUGGACCUAAUUUACAAGUUGGCCCAGGAAUGCAAAUUCGAUUUUAACUUUGAACCUGUCAGGGACAAUAAAUAUGGGAGCUACGAUGCUGUCACAGAUGAAUGGGAUGGCAUUAUUCGACAAUUGAUUGACAAUAAUGCACAAAUUGGAAUAUGUGACUUGACCAUUACGCAGGCGCGUCGGUCGGUGGUGGACUUCACUGUUCCCUUCAUGCAGUUGGGAAUAAGUAUUUUGUCGUACAAGGAGCCACCGCCGAAGGCAGACAUGUACGCCUUCCUUAAUCCGUAUGGAGUCGAAGUUUGGCUAUAUGUAAUGAUUGCCAUGAUGAUCACCGCCCUGGCCCUGAUUCUUACCGGUCGCAUGGAUCAAUUCGAGUGGGAGCAUCCGGUGGAGAAUGUGGACCACGAAAUGGAGCGGGAGAACAUCUGGCAUCUGAACAACACCAUGUGGCUGGUGCUGGGCUCGAUACUCAAUCAAGGCUGCGAUCUUUUACCAAGAGGUCUGCCCAUGCGUUUGCUGACCGCCUUCUGGUGGAUCUUUGCCCUGCUCAUAUCCCAGACCUAUAUAGCCAAGUUGGCUGCAUUUAUCACCUCUUCGAAGAUUGCUGGCAACAUCGGCUCUCUCCAUGAUCUUGUUGACCAGAACAAGGUUCAGUUUGGCACCAUCCGCGGAGGCGCCACGUCGGUGUACUUCUCGGAAUCGAAUGACACUGAAAACCGGAUGGCGUGGAACAAGAUGCUGUCCUUCAAGCCGGAUGCCUUCACCAAGAACAACGAGGAGGGCGUGGACCGCGUCAAGCUAAGCAGGGGAGCUUACGCCUUCCUGAUGGAGACAACCAAUCUGCAAUACUACGUUCAGCGAAACUGCGAGCUCACCCAGAUUGGGGAGAGUUUCGGCGAGAAGCAUUACGGAAUAGCAGUUCCACUGAAUGCUAACUUCCGUUCCAAUCUCAGCGUGGGAAUUCUCAAGCUCAGCGAGCAGGGUGUCCUUUACAAUCUACGCAACAAAUGGUUUAACAACAAUGAGAGCACCUGUAAUUUGGAUGCCUCGGCAAUUGAUGACGGCCAGUUUGAUAUGGAAUCGGUGGGGGGACUGUUUGUGGUGCUUAUCGUGGGCGUGAUCAUUGCAUUUAUGAUUGGCAUUGCAGAGUUUUUAUGGCAUGUGCACCGCAUCUCGGUGAAGGAGAAGAUUCCACCAAUGCUUGCUUUGAAGGCAGAGUUUCACUUUCUCAUUCGAUUCUGGUUGACCAAAAAGCCGCUUCACACCUACCGGCAGAGCCGUGAUUCUACGUCGACUGGCUACUCAUCGCUGGAGCAAAUUUCGAGUGCCUCGAGUGCGAAGAAGAAAAAAAAGGUCAACAGGAUUGCUUACUAAAGCAGGGGCAAGGCUUACGUACAUUCAGCAAACUAUAAUUUAACGUAGAAUUAGGAUAGCUUAAAUCAGAUGUGCAGUCCGAUUCUUUAUUGCCCUUUUAAUUUUGUAAAUUUUCUCAGUGUACGCUUGUUUGAAAGGACUACUAUGAAUCAAAUUUUCCGCCAAAUUCUUACGAACUUUUUGAGCACGCCGGUUUUAUAUCUUAACUUUAAAGAAUUUUGAUCAUUAAAUAUAUAUAUGUACAUAUAAUAUAUAAAUAAAAA
Messenger RNA from Drosophila elegans, 3162 nucleotides. RefSeq names its product glutamate receptor ionotropic, kainate 2 (gene GluRIIB). Gene Ontology annotation, molecular function: glutamate-gated receptor activity; transmitter-gated monoatomic ion channel activity involved in regulation of postsynaptic membrane potential. Bases 152 to 2899 code for a protein of 915 amino acids. Gene Ontology annotation, cellular component: plasma membrane; postsynaptic membrane. The record is from RefSeq and is a predicted model, not a curated record. Lineage: Eukaryota; Metazoa; Arthropoda; Insecta; Diptera; Drosophilidae. The transcript has 13 exons. Gene Ontology annotation, biological process: modulation of chemical synaptic transmission; synaptic transmission, glutamatergic; monoatomic ion transport.